Molecule: messenger RNA, 2234 nt
Organism: Entelurus aequoreus (snake pipefish)
Lineage: Eukaryota; Metazoa; Chordata; Actinopteri; Syngnathiformes; Syngnathidae
Gene: umps
Product: uridine monophosphate synthetase
Exons: 10
Coding region: 102-1559 (485 amino acids)
Biological process (GO): 'de novo' UMP biosynthetic process; 'de novo' pyrimidine nucleobase biosynthetic process
Molecular function (GO): orotate phosphoribosyltransferase activity; orotidine-5'-phosphate decarboxylase activity
Source: RefSeq, a predicted model, not a curated record
UAAACUAAAGAGAAGAAGAAAAAGAAGCAGAAGAAGGAAACACUAAGCAGACGCUUGAGUUGUAACUAGAGCGCUUCUCUAAAGUCAAGUCAGGCAUAAACAUGGACAACUUCUGUCUGGACAGUUUUAUCCUGAAGCUUCAUGAUGUGAACGCGGUGAAGUUCGGCGAGUAUAAAAUGAAGAGCGGCAUGAUGACGCCUAUUUACGUCGAUUUGAGGGUACUUGUGUCCCAUCCGCGCCUCAUGAACCAGGUAUCAAUGCUCAUGUACCAGAAAGUUCAAGAUGAAGGGCUUCAGUUUGACUCUAUCUGUGGUGUUCCAUACACAGCCUUGCCUAUGGCCACUAUUAUAUGCUCCAAAAAUGAACUGCCACUGCUUAUCAGACGUAAGGAAGCCAAGGACUACGGGACCAAGCGUAUGGUGGAGGGCUCAUUUAAAGAUGGAGAUACUUGUCUAAUCAUUGAAGACACGGUGACCACUGGCAGCAGUAUCAUGGAAACGGCUGAAGUGCUGUACAAAGAAGGGCUGAAGGUGACAGAUGCCAUUGUGCUGAUGGACAGAGAGCAAGGUGCUGUGGACACGUUGGCGUCAAAGGGAGUCCGGCUCCAUCCUAUCAUCUCCAUGUUCAAGCUGCUCAAUGUGCUUCAGGCCUCUGAACGCAUUGACACAGAGACGGUCCAGAAAGUGCGCAAGUUCAUCUCGGACCACAACACUUUUAGACCCAAUGAGGAUAAUGGACAAUAUGUCCCGGUAUCAAAGAAGCAAUGUGUGGAACAGGAGCUGACCUAUGAAGCCAGAGCCAAACUGCCAAAUGUUCAGCCUCUAGCAUCAAAGCUAUUGACAGUCAUGGCAGAGAAGCAGUCCAACCUGUGUGUUUCUGCUGAUGUUACAAGCACUGAGGACCUGCUCCACCUGGCAGAUACUCUGGGUCCAAAGAUUUGCCUCCUGAAGACCCACGUCGACAUCCUAAAGGAUUUCUCUGUGGCCUUCAGCCAGAAGCUGCAGGCUGUCGCUGAGAAGCACAAUUUCUUAAUUUUUGAAGAUCGCAAGUUUGCUGACAUUGGGAAUACAGUCAAGCACCAAUAUGAAGGUGGUUUGUACCAGAUUUCUUCAUGGUCCCACAUAGUGAACGCUCAUGCAGUGCCAGGACCAGGCGUAGUGAGCGGCCUGGCUUCUGUCGGGAGACCCCUGGGCCGAGGCUGUCUGCUCAUUGCACAGAUGAGCUCGCAGGGCUCGCUGGCGACUGGCGAGUACACGAAGGCUGUGGUGAAAAUGGCUGAGGAACAUUCAGAUUUUGUGAUGGGCUUUAUCUGUGGUUCGAAGAUCACAAAGAGGCCUGAGUUCAUCCACAUGACCCCUGGGGUACAAAUGAAGGCUGGAGCAGAUAUUCUGGGCCAGCAGUACACCACUCCAGAGGACGUGAUCUACAACAAGGGCUCCGAUCUCAUCAUUGUUGGCAGAGGAAUCCUCGAGGCGUCUGAUAGGCUUGAAGCUGCUGAGGGUUACAGGAAGUCGGGCUGGGACGCUUACACCAGGAGGAUGGGUCAGGGUUGCCAAUAGGAGAGCAACAUUCGUACCACAACACUGGGGGUUUUUUUGGUGCAGAUAUCCAUAAUCACCAUUUGUUUAUUUCCAAUGUGGAUUCAAAAAUGUGUUUGUGUGUGUUUCGGCAAACCUGACUGGGGGUAGUUCAACAUGUUGCACACUUUGCUAAAAUCUGCUCAAUCCAAUUCUCUUCUUUGCAGCUGUUGACAGGUUUGAAACAUUCCAUUUUACUAUCUUGGCAGUAUUUCUUUGUCCUUUACCUUCUUGCUUCCCAUUGAACGUGGCCAUUUACACAGAGACUUGUCAUACAAUCCAAGGUCUUUGGCUCCAGUUCAAGUAGUCAAGAAUAUAUGGUCAGUAAUGUUCUACAUCAUACCGUCUUUGUAUUUUCAUUUCAUCUUGAACCCAUCGGUUACUUUUCAUCGAUGGAAUAAACAGUAACAAUGGAAAUGUUUGUUCCCCCUGCAGCACAGUUCAAGCUGCUUUCAAUGACGUACUCUACAAUGACUGGCCCACAAGGAAUUACUUUUUAUAUGCAAACAAUGUUUUUGUAAAACCUGCAAUAAAUGUUGCGUAUGUUUUCUGUUUCUUUAGCCAACUGACAUGCAGAUAAACUGCCUCAUCUGCCUCUCUUUUUGCAUGUUUUCUGCAUUUUGCCACAUUAAAAUAAAAUAAAAAACUGUUAUUCUC